AUGGACGCAUACUGCAAAGCAGUUCGACGCUUGGAGGAAAAGUUCAACGACCUUGAGCUUAACCAUGUGUUAAGGAAAUAUAAUGAGGCCGCCGACACGCUCGCUAAGAUGGCGUCUGAGCGGGCCACGGCCCCCCCGGAUGUUUUCAUCAGCGACCUCUACAAGCCUUCUGUCAACUACAAGGACGACGGAGGCUCAGAUCAGCCUCCAAGCGACCCAAGCCCCGACCCCGAGGCCUCCACCGCUCAGGAACAGGAGGCCAUGGACAACGAGUCCGAGCCCCCUGCACCUGACGACUCGCCAGACUGGCGUUACCCCUUGCUGCAACGCCUCGUCGACGGCACAUUGCCCUCCGACCAGGCUGAGGCUCAACGUGUGGCUCGACGAGCCAAGACUUUCGUCCUCCUCGGCGGAGAGAUGUACAAGCACAGCCCCUCGGGCAUUCUUAUGCACUGCAUCCCCCGCCAGGAGGGAAUCAAGCUUCUGAGGAACUUCACCAGGCGAAAGUUCCUGGAGUUCUACGACAUACACCACAUACGUGUGAACUAG
Messenger RNA from Sorghum bicolor (sorghum), 549 nucleotides. RefSeq lists its product as uncharacterized. Bases 1 to 549 code for a protein of 182 amino acids. The transcript is spliced from 2 exons. NCBI's taxonomy places the organism in Eukaryota, Viridiplantae, Streptophyta, Magnoliopsida, Poales, Poaceae. The record is from RefSeq and is a predicted model, not a curated record. Gene Ontology annotation, molecular function: nucleic acid binding.